GAUUGAUUUUACUUUAUUAUGCUUUCAGCAUUCCCACCGCGUCCUGAAUCUUGAGCUUAUCUUGCCCACGCCUCGGCGACAUAAAUGACUCGUUCCCAAAGCAAUGCGAAGAAACCAUGGAGUCGCCCACUAACUUAUCCUUCAGCUUUAUCCACGUCGCCGGCUGGUCACAGCAUUUCCCUUCCUCAGCCCGAUCUCUCAGCCAUCUGCGGUCAAUAUCAACAACGCCCGGAUCUGUUGACGAGUCGUCCUCAUCGUACAGGCCUCGACCACCGCCCAAAUCACCCUCAAUUUCGCAGCUGCCCAUCAUCUCACUCGCGUCAAAAGCAUCGUCCUACUUUUCCAGCGGCGAGAUGAGCACCCUGCCCGAUCCCCGAAUGCGAACCGCCAGUUCGUCCAUCAAUGGAGCCAGGCCCUCGACUUCACACUUGGGCAUCGGCCACGACAGUGACGAUAGCUUCUCUACCACCUCCCAGCAUCCCGGCCUCAGCGACGAAGUUGCCACGCUCAGCACGAAGCUCAUCCACGCCAUCAACCACUCAACUACGCUUGAUGACACAUUAUCAGCAACCCGCCAUGAUCUGGACUCUGCCCACGGACGCAUUCGCGAACUGGAGGCUCAGGUGGCCUCUCAGCGCGAAAUGAUGGCCGGAGAUGUUUGGAUUCGCAAAACUACGCUGGAGAGUGAACGCAGAGACUGGCUGGCCGAGAAGAAAGUCCUCCAACAGAAGCUUUCCGAAGAGACCAAGGGCCGGUUAGAUACAGAAAAGGAGAAGCGAAAGAUUGAGCAAGAGCUGGAAAACCUCACGACGGCCCUGUUUGAAGAGGCAAACAAAAUGGUAAUCACCGUCAAGGAAGACGCUCAAUUUCAGCAAAACAUGUUGCAGAAAAAGAACGACCAGCUCAAGUCUCAGCUCACCGAUUCCGAGAGCCUCCUAAAGUCGCAACAGGAGCAGCUGUCUGAGCUGAAGCAGGUCAUGGAGGCCAUGAUGAUGGAACGUGACGACCAGACCAACAACACAACGCCCUCAACUCCCGGCUUUGAUUCCAAGGACGAAGACCACAUGAUCGCCGAGAAGCCGACCCCAUCUCCUGCUAGACACUCUACCGAUGCUCAACAUACACCGGCCCCUCCGACCAGCUACAUCAAUCUGAUUCAGCCAGUCAUGCGAACCGAUCUCGCCGCAUAUGAAGACUUUAUUGCCCUUGCUCACCUUACCCACCCGCGUUCGGGAAACCGCGCUUCUGGUGGCUCUGUUGGCAACUUUGGACUUGGCGGCUCAACUUCUAGCGUACAUGUUUCUAACGGGUCUACCUCAUCAUUGGGUGGCUUUUCAAGCAACAACAAUAGCACCCCGCAGUCUCCCAAUGCCAACAACUCGACAGCGACGAUCCCUCAUCUCAAGGAGACACGCUUCUACAAGCGCACCCUGAAUGAAGAUAUUGAGCCAACACUGCGCCUCGAUGCCGCACCGGGACUGUCAUGGCUGGCUCGUCGUACUGUCCUGGCCGCCGUGGCCGAUGGUUCGCUGGUAGUAGAGCCUAUUCCGGUGCCGUCGACGACAUCAGGCUUCCUCCCUGUCCCCAAACCGCAGUUUUACCCUUGCGCUCUAUGCGGCGAGUCUCGCAAGGAUGCAGAGCACCUGCGCAACUACCGUUUCCGCGUGAGCGAAGCUGACUCUGCUCAACGGUAUCCUCUUUGCAGCUACUGCACCGUUCGCGUACGAUCCACCUGCCAGUUCCUGGGAUUCCUUCGCAUGAUCAAGGAUGGACAUUGGCGAGCUGAUGACGAGGAGAACGAGAAGGCGGCGUGGGAAGAAAGCGUGCGUCUGAGAGAGCAGAUGUUCUGGUCACGCCUUGGAGGCGGCGUUGUUCCGGUUCCCCACGGAGAGGUACACGUAGAAGCAUCUCAUAGCCGUCACCCAAGCAUGGCUCAGAUUAUCGACACUCCCGUCAAGGUGCCAACGGAAGUUGAUGCCCCCAAGAAGACCGAUGCUCCCAAGGAGAUUGAUGCCCCAAAGGAGGUCGGUGCUUCCGAGGAGGCUAAUGCUCCCAAGGAUAUCGAUGAGCCCAAGGAGGAGAUUGAUGAUGCUUCAGAGGAACUUGAUGCAUCUACCGAAAAGGGCGUGCCGAUGGAUGGUGGCGUGCCUUUAGAAAAGGAAGAGGACGCAUCAGUUGCCGAUACAAGCUUCGAUACAGCUCCUCCUUCCGAGGUCGAUGACGAUGGCAGCGAAUUCGAGCCGGGACGCCGUGAGUCUACCGAUGAGCCUCACACGCCUCAAGACCAGGAAGACGGAACCAAACCGCUCCGCUAUUCGGUACAAUCCUUGACCCUGGAGACUAUGAGCAGCUCGGGAUCUGAGGCCACCAAGCGUCUUUCUACUACCACCAUCAUCGAGAACUAGAAAGCAAGGACGAAAACGAAACUACGAUACACAAAGCGGCUUCUGAGAAAUUCCUUCCCCCAAUUUUUUAACUUACAUUUUUUAAUGCUUUUUCAUGGCCUUUUUUGGCUAUUAAUGUAUAUUGUGUAUAAUAAUCAACGACGAGGUGACAUUACGGCCCUGCACCAAAAAGUCCGAAGAUUUGAACGGGUUAGGCGGGGCAGAUGAUGGGGAACAGCUAGAUUGGCGAGCAAGUUUUGGUUAAUGGCUGGAAGCAAACGAUUUCAAUGCUGAGAAGGGAACGAAAAAAUAACCAUUGCUCAAAGGUUGACGGCGUUUUUUGGUUUGGACACGAUGGAUACAGGGCAUUUGGAAACCAGCAGAAAUGGGCUGUCAAAGCAUCAUUAAGGCGGGACUCGAUUCUUCGUUGCUCUAUUUUUAUCUUCUUUUUUUUCUUCUUCUUUCAAAUAUUUCUUUGUCUGGUUCUGGAUUGGCCCUUUUCUCAGUUUUGCAGCUUCUUUUCUUUUUCUUGACAGUCUUUUUUUUUUUUUUACCCUGGUUGACUUUAUUGUUUUUAACUGAAAUCAUAUUCGAGCGGGCGCACCAUGGAAAGCAUAUUGGGGAAUGCGCACGCUUGGGCAGUUUGCCGAUUCAUCUGCAAAUUACUAGAACAAGGGCCAGGAAGGAUUUGUUUCGUUCUCAGACAAAGAAGGGGGAUUGCCGUUGGUAGCGGCGUUUUUGCGAUAACACAUAUACCUAAUGAGAUAGAUGUAUUAGAAUUAAACAUGGUAUCUUGAUGCUCUUCUUGCUCAUCUUUGAUGUUUCUGCUGCUUUGAAAAUGAAAUUGUGACGAGAGGGCGACAACAUAGCGUCCACUCUUUGCGGUUAUUGUUACUUCAAAAUCUCGAGAAUGUUGGAGACAUCAUAUCCACGCUUCACUAUUGUUGUUAUUUCAGAAACUCAAGAAUGUUGGAGACAACAGUGUCGGGAACCUGUUCUGGAAUAUAAUGUCCAGCCUCAAUGUGCUCGACCUCAACUGGCACGCCAUCCGCAGUGACGUGUCUCCAUUCCUUUUCCACAUCAAACAGCCGACUGACGACGCCCCUUUUACCCACCAGGACUCUGAUUGGCGAUUGAAUUAGCCUUCCUUUGUCGAGAUCCUCUCUCGCCUCAUCAAGGUCAUGUGUGGCACUCGCACGGUAGUCCUGGCACGUAGCGUGGACAUAGUCCUUAUCCUCCAUACACUUGACGUACUCUUCCAGAGCGUCUCUGUGGAAGAGUGGAUGCUUCCCAACUCCCAGGAACAUCUCGACGAGCUGGCGCGGAGCCCCAUUGAUAAGCGUCUCAGGAAGAGGAUACGGCUGGAUGAGGAGAUACCAGUGAAAGAAGACUUUGGGGAAUUCGGGAUUUGGCGAGUUGUACAUGGCCAGGGUGGGACAUAUAUCAAGGAGAAUGGCCUUGCGAACACGGGUAGGAUGAUCAACGAGGAGCUUGUGAGCGACACGGGCUCCACGAUCAUGAGCGCAGACAUAAAAGGGCUGGUUGGCAUAUCCAAGGCUGUCCAUGACGGCAAUGCAGUCUUGGGCCAUGUGGCUCUUGGCGUAGAGCUCCGUGUUAUGGGCGGGCUUGGAAGAAGCACCGUAGCCGCGAAGAUCCAUCAUAACAACAGAGUAAUGGGAGAUCAGCUUGGGAGCGACGAGAUGCCAGAUAAUGUGCGAUUCUGGAUAUCCAUGGAGCAGGAGAAGAGGGGGAAGCGAUGAAGACGAGUCAGACGAUUUGAUGCCGUAUAUGGAGAUGGGAGGAGAGGACUGUGUCUGAACCGUGAAUGGAGUAAAAGCAGAGGAAAAGAGGGCAAUGGGAGCAGCCAUUUUGGCUAUAGGUCAUGAAUAGCAAUUAUGGCAGUCUUGGCUUCAAGAAAGAGGCUGAUUGGGAAGACAAGUCACACCUAUCCUGGCAUUUGGGGUUGCUCACGUUGAUAUAGGAGGCGAUGGGUAUGAUGUAGGUAUCACAUGGAGGGGCUACACCCCUACAGAUGGAUGGAGCUGGACGCCAUGAACCCACUGGAUCCUGGUGCCGAGCUUGAUGGGGGGGGACCUCAGAAUAGCGCCUCGGGAUAGCGUAUGGAAAUAGCCGUUCCAUCCGCUGUCUGCACCUCUUGCACCGUUCCAUCCGUUGUUUGCGCCUCUUGCAUUGACGGAAAGCUUGAUUUCUUAGAGUACGACGUAGACGACAAUGCCGAGCCUAUAGGGAAGAGGCCAUCAGUUAGCAGCGGUACUCGGUAAGUGGGCAUAUACAUGCAGUCACUUUACCUGGAGUCUCAUUGGUGCAAAUGGAGAUGAGGAAUCUGUGGUGCGGUGGUGGGUGUUGGAAAGGCGGCGCGUAGUUGAUACGUUUAAAGAGAAUCAAUCAGGGCAAAAGAGACACCGCGGUGGAAUCUUUGUUGCAAGCAUUGCCAGACUGGAGACAGAGAGAGCCUUUCUCUGAGAAGAUGAGCAAAAAAGGAGAUGAAGGAUGAAAGGUGACAAGUUUAUCCUUUCUUUUUCCUUCUCCUUUGCUCAGGAGCAGUUGCCCGUGCAGAUCGGGUCACCUUGUAGAUAUUGUCGCUCCUUCCCUUAUAAUAGCUGCCAAAAAGUAAAGCCACAGUCGCGAUGAUGUAACUUCUUCGGUACCAGCUUCAAGCCAUCGGCACAUCUUUUAGCCGCCCGUCCGGGUUCCCUUUCUGCCAAUCCAAUCGAUGCUUUCCAGUUUCAAUCUCAAAUCUCACACCCUCUCCAUCAUUGCAACGGUCUCAUAUUUCUUCAGGAGAUUAAAAAGAAACGGAUCCAUCUCUGCUCCGCAUACCGGCCCCUCUUCCCCUUCCACGGCUGGAAAACCAACGACGACGAAUUCCGCUGGCGGGGAGAUGAUGAGUUGAAGCAAAGAGCCCAUCGUUGCAACUUUCGGCCCCACCUACGGCAAACAACUCUCAUAUGGCUCCGGUCCGUGGCCGCGCAGCCUGCGAUGGGUGCAGAUCUCGAAAGCAGAAGUGCGAUGAAAAAAGGCCAACCUGUUCACGAUGUCGUGACAUGAAACGGGAAUGCGUGUGGCCGAAGCUAUACAAGCGUGGCCCGGCAAAGGGUUACAUCGAGGCGCUCGAGCAGCGUCUCGCAGUGACCGAGGCCGUGCUUCUUCAGCUGCUCCAAGUGUCGGGUGACAGCGUUCUGCAGGAUGCCUUCAAGCAUGAACCAGGCAGAAGAACGGAUGUUUUGAACAUGGCAUCCGCAGCAACUACAACAACUGACGCGGCAGGGCGAAUAGAGGCCAAGAAGACGGGCACAAUUGCCCACUGGGACAACUUCCCCCUGAAUACGGCAGACGAUGUGAAGCGCUGGGCAGGCGAAGUCCUCGGGCACAACGCUGGUGCCCAGGCUGGCAACCGUAUCGGCAGCAUCACCACGAACGGCACGGCCCUUGAAGAGGCGAAUCCGGCGGUCACGUCGUUUGAAACAUAUCCUGUCCCAUCAGAUCUGCUGCCAAAGAGCCUGCCCGAGGCGGGCUCGAGAGCCAGCACCGAAGCAUUUCCGCCUCGAUCAUUGGAGCCGAUAGCGACAGCCCUACCGACUGCCGCAGAGCCGGUCUUGGGUUCUGGCACGAUGUUUGCGAGGGAUAUAGCGCCACAAGGCGAAGUGUUUGACUUGUCUCAAGAUUUUAGACGGCAGUUUGUAUGGUAACGCAGGUAGGUUUUUGUUUUCAAAAGAAAUGUACCACUAUUCAACCUUGUACUGCGUGGCCAUUAUUCAUAUAUACAGAUGUGUGUGCUUUUCAGAGCGUGUGUCAUUGUGUUUUUUUUUUCGGCAUGAGACUCUUGCCAAUAACGAAAUAUGUACCUGUGCUUGGAUAUAGUUACGUAGAAAUACUGGCGAGUCUCAUCUCCAAUUCCAUGUUCAUACCGUAGCCCGUGUACCGUAAAGAUGGCAUAAAAUGAUGAUGAUAAAAAAAAACGUUACAGACAAUAGAAGAAAAAAUCACAAUCACUUACACGUUCAACCUAUCUUCCAAAUUCUGCACAUAGUUAUCCCACCCAAUGUUAUUAAACAGCAGCCCCGACGAUUCCGGGUUCAUAUUCUCGCUCAGGAACCGCUCCCAC
Messenger RNA from Trichoderma atroviride IMI 206040, 6510 nucleotides. The record is from RefSeq and is a predicted model, not a curated record. NCBI's taxonomy places the organism in Eukaryota, Fungi, Ascomycota, Sordariomycetes, Hypocreales, Hypocreaceae.